This is a messenger RNA of Cercospora beticola, 2216 nucleotides long. Its product is annotated as F-box protein. Gene Ontology annotation, biological process: protein polyubiquitination. Gene Ontology annotation, molecular function: protein binding. The record is from RefSeq and is a predicted model, not a curated record. NCBI's taxonomy places the organism in Eukaryota, Fungi, Ascomycota, Dothideomycetes, Mycosphaerellales, Mycosphaerellaceae.
CAUCAGUCUUCGUCUCCAGAUAUUUUCUACGCUCACUAUCGCUGCGUGGUAAAACAAUCAUCACCGCGCGCGCUGCUUCCGGGACGCUCGGCCGGUGACUUACUUCGCUGAUCCAACCAGCGAAUGAGCCUUUGGUGUCAAAGCCCACUCACCCGACAAGACUUUCCUUGCCUUGCUUCGCGCCACUUUGCAAUCUGCCCGCAGCUUUGCCUGGAACGGCGCGGGACAGCAAUUACUGACACCAUCGCGCUGACCACUGAUCGCCACCGUGAAGGUUGCCUCUGCGCCCGCUCCUGGGGACGUUUGUCAGGCUGCCAGCGGCCACGCGUGACAACAUGGACCGCCUUCCGGACGAAGUCGUGCUCCAUAUCCUGUCAUACCUCCAUGUCGCCCAUCUCGUGCACCUGCAACUCGUGUCCACCAGAUACCUGACUCUCGCCCGCGACAAUGCUCUGUGGAAGAAAGAAUGCUUUGACCACUCGCAAGCAGAGCGCGUGAGGCGUCGGCGGGAGCUCCUCAACAGCCAGGACCCUCGUCUCGCUGAGCUUCGCGAUGCUGUGACGACGUUGCCUGGCGGUGAGCUACUGGCACAGGAGAUCGCGCAGCUUGUAGGCAACUCUCCAAGCGAAACUGCAAAUGACCACGCUGCGCGGGCGCGCCUUCAACGUGCACGCGCACUGGCAAACUGGGAUCCCGCGUUUCCUGGCGAAGAGAUUGACUACUACGAGGAAUAUGUACACCGCCAUGCUGCAAUCAAUGUUGGAUGGGUCGACUUUCCGAAGUCGCAAGCAAAUGCUCGAAGCGAGCAUCGCGAGGCAACAGGAAUCGGGCUUCUAGCUGACCAGCAGGAUAAGACUAUUGAACGCGCAGUCGCAGCACUCGACGAUGGUAGCGUUUGUAUAUGGGACCUCUCCUGUGCGUCAACCUACCGCAAUGGAGGCGCUGGCAACCUGCUUGUCCAAUCUAAGCCUGCCCUGCUUUCAGAAAAACCCUCGGGAGACACUAUGGAAAGCCAUAACAUGAUGACUGAAACAGGCGCAGUCGAAUGUGUGAGUGUGAACAGCUCAAAUCAAAUGGCCUACUUUGCAGUGCAGAAUCAGCUGCGAGAGGUUGACCUGACCACGCUUCAAGUCACGUCAACCAAAUCGUAUCCUUUCCCAAUAACAGCGCUUUCCGAGACACAGAAUCAAUCGCCGCUCACAGUCGGCACCAACAUGACGGUGCAUCUCCACGAUCCUCGAGACCCGGCUUUCACAGCUGGUGAGGCAUCAGCCCGUGGCGAGCUGAUCGGUGGCUCAGUCUACUCCCACGCAACGCUUGCUCAACCUGGACCGCUCUCAAUCUUACACCAUGGCGCGACUGGUACUGAUGACAGUUCGAUAUGGGUAGCCGGUCGGUUCACUUCGCUGCUCAAUUACGACCGCCGCUUCUUUCCUCGUCUCCGCGGUACCAUCUUCAGUGGAGCUCGCAUUGCUUGUCUCUCUGCUCUGCCCCAGCCGUGGGUGCCGCGCAACCUUGAUCUCGUGCGACAUCCUGAGGCCUCUCUCGCAGCGUUGCAGAGCAGGAAGGAUGCAGUGGGAAUGACUAUGAUUGCUGCCGCCGAAUACAAAGGAAAGGGCUCUCUGGAGUUUUACCCUCUUCCAUCUGUGGUCGAGCCUUACAAGAACAGACAGACAGCGUCAGCAUCGAAAUUGCUCUCUGUUGCUUCGCACGGAGGACGUAUCGUGUUCAGUGACGGCGAUGGCAAUCUUAAAUGGAUGGAGCGUGAUGGCUUCACCUACGUGCGCACGCACAAUAUCAAUGAGAGUCUGCCCGGCGAAUUAGAUGCAACGGCUCAGGGCUCAACACCGCAAGGGAUAUUCUCAACGUCUGGAACCGAGGUGCCUGGACAGGGAGAUAUUGUGCAGAAGAUCCUGCCAUUGGGCACAAACUAUAGCGGAGCGAGUCCAGUGGCUGGUCGACCCGACAUCAGCCGGAACAACCUGUUGCUAUGGACUGGCGAUGGAAGACUGGGAGUACUUGGUAUGGGCCAGAGCAAUCCCUUGGGCAAAGACGAGUGGCAUGAUGCCCUCGAAGAGCAAGCUCUGUCUGCAGCGGAGAAAGCUCGCCAUGAUGCUGAGAGACAAUACGGCAUGGCCAUGAGGAGGGCUUUAGAGCGCAACGCAGACGAAGUACGAUUCGUAAGAGGGUUAGGUAUGGGGUUCAUGCGAUCAUGA